This is a messenger RNA of Anastrepha obliqua, 3528 nucleotides long. RefSeq names its product mothers against decapentaplegic homolog 7 (gene Dad). Gene Ontology annotation, cellular component: heteromeric SMAD protein complex. Gene Ontology annotation, biological process: anatomical structure morphogenesis; cell differentiation; transforming growth factor beta receptor signaling pathway. Gene Ontology annotation, molecular function: I-SMAD binding; transcription regulator inhibitor activity. Bases 1294 to 2865 code for a protein of 523 amino acids. The transcript is spliced from 9 exons. Lineage: Eukaryota; Metazoa; Arthropoda; Insecta; Diptera; Tephritidae. The record is from RefSeq and is a predicted model, not a curated record.
UGGUGUAAGACGUGUAAUUAUGUGUUGGGGGAUUUAGUUAGUUUUUUAUUUUAAUGUUUUCCGGCUUUACGACUACAUUCAAUGGCAAAAAUGUGAAGUGCAAUAAAAGUACAUUAAAAAAUCUGUGUUGUGUAUAAAUAAGUAAAGUGUGUCAUCUCGCCAAAUUAAAACGCAGUGACAGCCUAUUAAAUUUGUGCGUGUUAUCGAAUUACAAUAUUAGUUUUGUCUCCGUAAAUCGCACCCAAUAAAUAAACCGAUAAUUUUUUAUAUAAAAUCGGUGAAAAAUGUAUAAUCUUUUACUCAUUCUUGUUAUACGUACAUCAGAUAAACAACGAAAAGUGCAACUCGAAAUGUGAGUGAGUUUGAAUAAAAUACAGUAACAUAAUGCUUUCCACAACAACGUUCAUAUACAAUUGCAUGCAAUACUACCGGGUGUGAACAAAUGUUUUUAAAUUUAUGCUGUGAAGCGAAACAACAAAAUUAAAAAGCUUAGCGGUGGUGAACCCAGAAUCAGCCAGUUAACUAUAAAAUAUGCAAAUUUGCAUCUAUCAAUAUACAUAUAUACCUACCAUGUACAUGCACAUAAAAUUUGAAUAAAUUUAUCGUGUAUGCCAAUGUAGGAGGGAGAAAGGAAUGAACUUAUAAUAAAAAAUAAGUGAAAACGCAACAAAAACAUAUCGAAAAUAUACAAAUACAAUUCACUUAAAUAUCAUUAGUGCUGCAAUCAACACUUUAAUCAAUUAAUCUGGCGAUAAGAAAAACUAUCUAAACUUCGGAUGUUAGCGAUAAAAUUAUCAUAAUAAACGAAUUUUUAAAAUGGAUUCUUCUAAAAAACAAAAAAAUGCAAAACUCUCAACAUAUCAUAAUAUUAAUUGAAGUGAUAAAUACAUACAUAUAUUAUUACUCGAAUAUAUAAAUGAACUAAUAGUAAACAAAACACAACUAUAUUUGAUAUCAAAGAAAAUAUUCGUGAACAGAAGUCAGUUAAAGUUAAGAGCUUUUGUUUUCUAAAUAUUCAGCACGGACAUCUAAAAGCUAAGCAAAAUACACAGGAGUGACAAGCAAAUAAAGUCAACAAACAUACAUGUGUAGAUACGCCAUUUGUCUCGAAAUUUAAAGGGCCAAUCGUUUUGCUUUCAAUCGUGUUUGCGUGUGUGCUUUUGUUUGUGCUGUUGUUGAACAGCGUUUUGGUUCGCAAAGCAGUGACAGCAGCCAAUUUAAUAGAUCAGUCAGAUUAAAUAAUGUUAAUACAGUAAGUAAAAUAAAUGUUCCGAAAACAUUUUAUGUCCCUCCAUGCUAUUUCCAAAGGAGAAGGAACUAUGGCGUUAUGCGUCAAAAAACCUGUCAAGAAAUUUCGAUGGGAUAAACAAUUUGGAGCCACAACAGCCGCAUGCCCAUCAACAUCAACACCCCCUUCUAGCGAGCCAUCACUACCGGAACUCACUUCAGUGCCAGAGUUCAUUUUGCAAUUCCACGAUUACAUCGAGCACACUGACAUCCAAUCUCGAAUACUCUGGUUCGUCUACGGAAGUAAGCUUCGAACAGAAAGCGAACGAUUCCGUAAGUGGUUGCAGUUAUGGAAGCAGUUGCGACGGUAUGAGCGUCGCCUCCUACAUACGGGUAAAAGCUCAAAAAAACAAAAACCCCAAUCGCUCCUCGGAUCACUUAGCGAGAUUAUCCCAUCGUUCCCUUCAAUCGAGUCUAAAGAAUCUGUCGGCCUCAACCCUGGCGAUGUCAGAAGUGACGACGGUUGCAACAGCGGCUACAACAACAGCAGCAGGAACAUUUGCUGCCACAGUAAAUAUGCUGCGGAAUUGUUGUGGCGGCAGUGGUUUGUCCACAGACUCGCGCGCAAGCAAUUCGAUAUCGAACGCUUUCUAUCAAAACGACAAAGAAGCUAUUGGUCAACAAAAGUUCCAACAAACUUUUCGAAAGCUUAUGAAAAUGUUGAAUUGGCAACAGCAAGCCACAUUACUGGAUGCGGUAAAAAGCCGCAAAGAAAUGUCGGUCGUCAACACUUCGUGUUGUAUUCUACUAAAAAAAUCCUUAAUUUACAAAGAAGAGCCGUACGUGAUUGUAUGUCGACUGUUUUUUUGGCAAAAUUUGAGAGAUGCAACGGAGCUGAAACGAUUACCGAGCUGUUCAAACGACCGCCAUCCUAUGUAUGUUUGCUGCAACCCUUUGCACUGGUAUCGAGUUCUCGAAACAGAUACUGCACCUCCACCAUACCAAAUGCAAGGAGUGCCCAGAUCGAAGUUCGAAGACGAAGACUGCACCGAAAUUUUAUGCAACAACAACAAUAUUUCAACCAAAAUAGGCAAAAUGACUGAUAGUGAAGAACGACAAUCUUGGUGUCAAGUGGCAUACUGGGAGCUGAAUGAGCGUGUUGGAAAUCGUUAUUGCGUGCAAAAGCCCUUUGUGAACAUUUAUGCAGAAGGUUCAAGUGAUUGUAAGUGGAGUCAGGAUAUGUGCUUAAUGGAAUUAGCUGCAAAAAAGGGUACACCAUCUCGAGAGGGCGUUGAAAACACAAGACAGAAAAUUGGCUUAGGUUUGAUACUAAGUCAGGAAUCUGAUGGUGUUUGGCUUUACAACCGGUCUAAGGCACCAGUUUUUAUUUUAUCACCGACUUUGAAUGAAAGUUUAACAUGUGUUUAUAAAGUGGCACCAGGAGACUGUCUGAAAGCCUUCGAUAAUAAUAGGGCUCAAUCACUUAACUGUUCUUCACAAUUUCCUGGUGCUGAAGCGGGUCCAAUAAACAUGCAAAGCAUCUGCAUUAGUUUUGUAAAAGGAUGGGGCGAACACUACAAGCGGCAAGAUAUUAUGAAAUGCCCAUGUUGGCUUGAAAUUUCUUUUAGUCAACGGUGACACCCCUUAUCGAUUGGGACUUUAAAAUUGGAUUUUAAAACUUAUAUGUGAGGAAGUCAAGCCAAGGAAUCUUCGCCAAUAAUUAUAUCACAAUCCAGAAUGUGGAGAAAUUUACUGCUGCGACGUCGUACCUCACCCAACAACUAUGGAAUGGUCGAUAUAAGAUAUAAAUUGUUACGAUCGGCCACAGAAAUUGAACAAACAGCGGUCUAGCAUGAGAUAAUUUAGCUGAAACAUAAUUUCAUGAAAUUAAGCUCUUGCAUAUGUAAUUAAUAUCGUAGCAAUCAAGUUCGUGGAGAAAUCGAAGCUGUCGAUACCGACAAUGAAUAUCGAUACCACGAAAGAAUUAAGAUAAUUAAGAUAGGGAAAUCCUGUGAUUCAAAAACUUACAAUAGUUAAGAUUUUUUUGAGUACGUUUUAUAUUUUAGUAAGCUGUGUUGAAAAAAUAGUAUAUUUCAAGAAUUGCGAGCGUUGAUCGCUUUUUAGUGCCCAAUUCAAACUGAUACAGAUGAUUAGCGUUAAGAAUGCAUAGUGUCUGAAAAUGUGUGUAUACUUGAAUUAUGCUUAAGUAGCAAAGAAAAGCAAACGCAGAAAAAAAAUAAAUGCCUAAGGCAGUUCUAGUAAGAAUCAUAAAAAUAAAAAAGGCUCAAUUGCUUAAAUGUA